This is a messenger RNA of Bombus pascuorum, 1423 nucleotides long. Its product is annotated as phospholipid scramblase 4-like. Gene Ontology annotation, biological process: plasma membrane phospholipid scrambling. NCBI's taxonomy places the organism in Eukaryota, Metazoa, Arthropoda, Insecta, Hymenoptera, Apidae. The coding region runs from base 420 to 1208 and encodes 262 amino acids. Gene Ontology annotation, cellular component: plasma membrane. Gene Ontology annotation, molecular function: phospholipid scramblase activity. The transcript is spliced from 7 exons. The record is from RefSeq and is a predicted model, not a curated record.
AAUAGGAAAUAGAAGUUUUGACUUUAUGAUCUUACGCUGUGAAUAUUUAGGAGGUUCAGCUUGGUUCUAGAAAAUGGAUAAGAAGAUCGAGGAGGAUGACGAGUGUUAGAAGAGAAUGGAAAGUAUGUUAGUAGUUCUGUUUAAUCAGCUUUAUCAGUCGGUAUCGAUUUCGCAAAAAGGCCAGCGAAGUCCCUCCUUAACAGAAGACGUAGUAGUGAAAACUAGUGAUGCAACUAGUACAAACUAGAGAUUGCUCCACACUCUACGUCCUGGUCGAUCGACUUUUUUGUUACAAACAUUGAUGUAAUUCUACAUCAAUCGAUGAUUCGAUGCUUAAGAAGCAUAAAGAAGAAGCGUGCGUUUAAACGAACUUUUAUAAUCACGCAGAGCCAAACCAGGUAACCACCCAGUAUAUAGAAAUGCAAGAGAGUUCGGUAUCCAAUACAGUUCCUGUUCUUUCGGGGCCAACCGUCAUUACGGCACAACCACAAGGAGAAACCAAACAAGAAAGAAGACCAAUUCCUGUGAAUACAUUGAAUUGGAUAUCGACACCAAGAUCGCAGCUGACCGUGCUUUCCGGAACUCACUUCUUAUCUAAUGUGGAACAAUUGGAAAUUCAGCAGAUUGUUGACCUCAGUACAUUGCUCGGUAGAUUAAAAAAGAGAUUCCAAUACAGAGUAAAAGUACCAAAAGCUGAAACGUUAUUCCUAGCAAUGGAAACAGAAUCAAAGAAUGAAUCAAGCGGUUGGAGUUGUUCCAGAUUGACUCGCGACGAUUUUCAGUUAAAUAUUGUGGAUCAAUGCGGCGAAACCGCUUUCACCAUGGUUAUGAAUUCCAUGUGGACGUUUGCUUUGAAUAAAUCGCACACUAUGUCGGUGCUAAGCCCCAAUUUAAUUGGCACAAUAGGACAAAAUUCUCAUAUAAUAGGUUCCAGUUUUACGGCGUACGAUGCAAUAGGAAAGCGACUUUGUAAUAUAUACGGGCCAAAUAUUAGUGAUUGCUGCAUGUAUCAAGAAUCGCAGUUCCAGGUAAUCUCGAUCGAUGGCACUCAUCAAAUUGCAUCCCUUAUGCAUCAGUGGGACAAUAUUCUUCACGAUUAUAUUAUGUUAAUUACAUUUCCUUCAAAUUUGGACAUAAAACUCAAAACCUUACUCCUCGCCGCAGCAUUUCUUCUGGAAUAUCUGUACUUCAGACAACUAAGAAGAUAGCUUUAAUCGUAAAAAUAAGAUACGCAUCAACAUCAACGUAUUCGAGCAUUUUAUUUUGUACCAAUAAAAACUGUAGUAUAUUAAAACGGUCAUCAUUGACAAAUCUAUGUAAGUUUUAAAAAUUGGAGAGAUUGUUGCAAUAAGAAGGCAAUUCCAUUUUUCGAUAAUUAAUAAAUCAAUUUUAAAUCGAUCAAAAUUAAGUCACCUCUUUCAAA